Messenger RNA from Linum tenue, 555 nucleotides. Lineage: Eukaryota; Viridiplantae; Streptophyta; Magnoliopsida; Malpighiales; Linaceae. The record is from the annotation of a GenBank genome assembly.
AUGCAAGAAAGCGGCGCCGGCGGCGGCCCUGACGUAACCCUAACCAUGGCCAACUGCCUCAUGCUUCUCUCCCAAGCCACCACCAACCGAUACGACGUCGGCGGCGUCAACUUCAACUCCACCUCUCCCGACCCGAGCCGCGUCUUCGAGUGCAAAACCUGCAACCGCCAGUUCCCUUCUUUUCAAGCCCUCGGCGGCCACCGCGCCAGCCACAAGAAGCGUAGCCCCGCCUCACCCGGCAGCUGCUACGACGUCGUUUCAUCGUCGUCAUCGGCCAAGCCGAAGACCCACGAGUGCUCCAUCUGCGGGCUGGAGUUCUCCAUCGGCCAGGCCCUCGGCGGGCACAUGAGGAGGCACCGUGGCGGCUCACGCGCCGGAGGGUCGUCGUCGGAGAGCUACGAGAGUCGUGGUGCUCCGCCGCGGAAGAGAGGUAGGGUUUUGAUGAUGGUGGGGUUGGAUCUGAACUUGACGCCGUAUGAGAAUGAUGCGAGGAUGUUUGAGCUUGGCAAGGCGGGAGCUAAUAAUUAUUCUCCCAUGGUGGAUUGUUUUUAUUGA